Messenger RNA from Odontomachus brunneus, 1032 nucleotides. RefSeq names its product leucine-rich melanocyte differentiation-associated protein-like. Lineage: Eukaryota; Metazoa; Arthropoda; Insecta; Hymenoptera; Formicidae. The record is from RefSeq and is a predicted model, not a curated record. The transcript is spliced from 4 exons. Bases 214 to 906 code for a protein of 230 amino acids.
AUGACGUUAGCAUCAUAGUGGCGCCAUCUCGUAGUCGCAAAUAAAAGCACGUUGUGAGUGUCGGCAGUGUUGUCGGUGGGAAGAUUCGAAAAUAAGAUAAUGUGAGAAAAUUUGAAGAGAUCACGAGGGGAAUACAGCUCGAAGUUACGGCCUAGAAUCUAUGCCAAUGAAGUGAAAUAUGUAAUACCAAUAAAUGAAGAGCAAAAGUCUAUCAUGACUUCUUUGGGGAAAUUGGUAUUUGGGGAUAUUCAUCAAAGAUACAUCAAAGAUUCAUCAAGGAGAGCAUUGACUCAGGAUGAUUUAUCUGCAGAAUGUACAGAUUCCUUGUCGCUUGCGUAUGAAAAUCUUUUAUACAUGCCUCUUGACAUAAUAGAGAGACACAGUAUCGCCAUAAAUACUUUAGAUAUCAGUUAUAACAAGUUUAGCAGGAAUCUACAGUUCUUGUUGGAAUUUGACCAUCUAACUUCCCUCAACUUAGACCACAAUAUUAUAGAUGAGCACACUGUGUUUCCAUAUAUGCCGCAACUCGAACUUCUCUGGUUAAAUCACAAUGGCAUAGACAACUUGUACCCUUUUAUUAAGAAUCUCCAUAAGAGCUUACCAAACCUCAAGUACUUGUGUCUUAUGGGAAAUAAUGCAGCACCCAGUUACCUCAAUGAUGGAAGCACUUACGAUUAUCUUCAAUACAGGUUGUUUGUGAUAUCCUGGUUUCCAAGGCUGGUACAUUUGGACGAUAGUAAAGUAACUGCAGAUCAACAGUUAGAAGCUAGGAGACUAUUCAAACGACCGUUGUUUGAAGAUUUUCUUCAGCAUACAACAGUACCGGAAUGUGUGAAACACUUGCAUAACAGGAUAACGAACACUUUUUGGAGUUUUGACAAACAAAGAAGAAACUUUAUUGUUUAGUCGAUAUUCAAGCACAGAUGCAAUGUACAGAUGUAGGAAAUUGAAAAGUCAAAAAAUGGCGCAUAUCUUUAUGAGAAAAAAUGAGAUUAUAAUUUCUUAUAUUUUAAUAAAAAUACUAAUAACUAA